GCAUAAGACCCAUUUCGCAGGCUCCGCUAUCAAACUGACUUCCCGCCAAAAUUAAAAUUAGUUAUGGAGUUGGUUGUAUUUUACACGCACUAGACAUAAACCAUUUUUAAGCUACUCUGUAUCAGAACCAGAGCAGCAAUGGCGGCGAGAGCUUCAUUACUGCAACUUAUAAUUCUCUCUCUCACGAUUCUUUCUCUCUUCUCUCUCUCCGCAUCUCUCCCGACCGAAUCGAUUCUCAACGCCGUCGAGACACUCUCAAAUGCCGGCUAUGUGGUGAUGUCUCUCACUCUCCAAGUCUCCUCCGAGGCCGUUUUAACAUCUCAGUGCCGUUCCGCCACCGUGUUCGCACCGCCGGACUACAGCUUUUCGCGGUCUGGCCAGCCUUCGCUGUCUCUUCUCCGGUAUCAUUUCUCUCCUCUCGCUUUAUCGGUUGAUAGUCUCAAAUCUCUCCCGUACGGCACUAAAAUUCCGACUUUAUCUGCCGGAAAAUCACUCACCGUCACUUCCUUCGCAUCCGAUGAUCGGAUCUCGCUGAACGAUGUGAAGCUCAGUCGGUGGCCUAUUUACGACGACGGCUCGUUAGUGAUUUUCGGAAUUGAGAGUUUUCUUAAUCCGGAAUUUACUAGUACUAUUCAAAUUCGAAACCCUAGCUUUGAUGUGGGCUGUGUGGUGGUGAAUGAUUAUCCAAAUACCUUGUCGAAAGGCUUUAUGUUUGGGGAGGCUUCGGAGACGCUGAGAGCUAGAGGCUAUUCGGUGAUGGCAGCGUUUCUAGAUUUGCAAUUGCUAGGGUUUAUUGGUCAACCUAAGUUGACUGUUUUCGCUCCAGUAGAUGAAGUGAUGGUUAAUAGAGCUGGUGAUAUACCGGAUUACCCUUCUUUGUUUUUGAGGCAUGUUGUUCCAUGUAAGCUGUCUUGGAUUGAUAUGGUGAAUGUGAAUCAGGGAACGGAGUUACAGACUUACUUAGAGGGAUUUGGUAUGAAUGUGACAAGAUCUAGUGACCUUUUUAUGGUGAAUGGAGUUCAAAUUACGUUUCCGGAUAUGUAUUACAGUGAUUGGCUUGUUGUUCAUGGUCUUCCUGAGAUACUUCCUGUACCAAGUACUCCAGAGCAUGAGGGAAGUGAUCCGGAUGAUAAUAAAACCGAUGACAAGUUUCCUAAGGCUUCGAUUGCGACUAGCAAACCAAAAUCAUGAUUUGUUUGGUGAGAAGUUUGUUUGUAGUUUGUGAAUGUAAUCUUGUAUGGUUGGGCUAUAGUUGCUUUCUUCACUAAAAUUCUAUGAUAUGUGAAAAUUUGCGACAGUA
Daucus carota subsp. sativus is the source of this 1300-nucleotide messenger RNA. Its product is annotated as putative fasciclin-like arabinogalactan protein 20. Bases 139 to 1191 code for a protein of 350 amino acids. The record is from RefSeq and is a predicted model, not a curated record. Lineage: Eukaryota; Viridiplantae; Streptophyta; Magnoliopsida; Apiales; Apiaceae. The transcript has a single exon.